Messenger RNA from Carassius carassius (crucian carp), 1643 nucleotides. It is a transcript of the gene tgoln2, whose product is annotated as trans-golgi network protein 2. The record is from RefSeq and is a predicted model, not a curated record. The transcript is spliced from 4 exons. NCBI's taxonomy places the organism in Eukaryota, Metazoa, Chordata, Actinopteri, Cypriniformes, Cyprinidae. The coding region runs from base 191 to 1186 and encodes 331 amino acids.
GCGCACUUCACUUUGGGACAGCCUUCGUCGCGCCGCUGUGACGCGAUCGCACUUCAAAUGCGCACUCCGGAUUGUGCGCACGUCACUUUGAGACACAGCCUUUGGUUUUACAGUCAGCAUCGAGACAAGGGAUUAUUGGUCCUCGUCGACGCGUUGUGAAACUCGUGCCACUGUGUCACUGUCUGAAGCCAUGAUGCGCUUAUCAACGCUGUUUAUCGUUGUCCUCUGCUUCUAUCAAGUUCACUCCAAUCCCCUGCAGAAGAAUUCUGAUGCAGAAGAGGGUACAACUGUUUCACCGAGCACAGCUGCAAAUGAGCUUCAAAGUAAUGAAGGAGAUGCUUCAAUUAUAAAGGAUCAAGAUAACAGCAUUGUUAAAAACAUAAAUGAAGAACCGAAGAGCCCACCUGCCAGCAAUAAAGACAAUAAGGAAGAUGGCCCUGAAAUUCCUGAAAAAACGAAUAAAGCAAGCGAUGAAAAGAGUGUAACCACAACUGAAGAUGUUAAAGAAACCCCCGCCCCAGAGAUUGCUAAAAAAGAUGAAGGUGGAUCAAAAAAUGAAGGAAAUGAAGACGUGAAGACAGAUGCCCAAGAUGAAACAAACAAGCAAAAAAACAACAAUGAAUCUGAAGGAGCUGCAUCAAAAGAAGAGUCUGAAGAGAAGACGACCACAGCAGGACAAAAUAAAGUAGAUGAUGGACAAGCAGGCACUAAACCUGCUGAAGACAGUGGAAAACAACCAAAAGAUGAUGAAACUGGUCAAGAGGUGCAAAAAAGUGACAAGAAGCUGACCACAGCUGACCAAAACGAAGAGCCUGAAGACGACGACAACAGCCCUGAUCCUUCUGAAGAUGAUGGAGAUGACACAGAGAAGUCACCUCGACCUGAGAUGCCUACUGAAGAUGAAGACGAUGAUGAAGAUACGGUUGAUGAACCUUUAAAUGAACAGGACACAUUUAAAGGCCAAACAGAAAAGAAGGACAAUAAAGCGAACGUUUAUCAACAAGAGGAGAAUACAGAGAACAGCCACUUCUUUGCCUAUCUGGUGUGUGCCGUUAUACUGGUGGCUGUGCUGUAUAUCGCCAGUCACAACAAGCGCAAGAUCAUUGCCUUCGUCGUUGAGGGCCGGAGAUCAAAAGGCACACGGAGACCCAAGACAUCUGAUUACCACAAACUCGACCAGAAUUGAGGAAACCCAGUCAGAUGAGUCAGCGGUGGAUGAAUCUAAAUAUUUCAACUGUGAUUUUGAAACUUGAAUAAUCCAUAAUGAGACAUAUAUCACCACUCAGCGAAACUGUCACUAACUCAUCCAAAAUUAUAUUAAUAAUGACAAAUUGUCACCCAUCCGUAGCAUGUCAGGUAUAUGAAAACAAUGUCUCUCGUAGUUCUAAAAUGUCUGGGGUCAGGAUCUUCAGUCAGGUUUAGCGUGUUUACGAACACUGCGGUACAUUUUGUUCUGUGGCCUCUCGUUCGUUUUAAUUUCCGAGCCUUUUUUGUUAGUUGCGUGGUUGCUUUUGCUUUUUUUUUUUCUUGUUCUCAAUUUAUUGCUGGGCGAAAUGUGUAAUACAGAAGGAACCGAUAUGUAUAUUUUUGAAAGUAAAUGUUGGCUGCUCUUGAUGUUUUAUGGGAGAUUGGGAAUGAUUGAG